AUGUCUUCCUUCUUUCAAACCUCACUGGCAUCGAGUUUGUUGUUGCUGCUUCUUCUGGCGCUGCGCGUGCGAGAGGUCCAUACGACCGGGAGUUUGAUCGACGGUGCCCUUUAUCCCACCCCGCUGCCCACUUUCCAGUCCUCGGGCUCGGGUGAAGCCGAUUGGGACGACGAUCGCCCUGACCUGGCUGAUGAUGAUACCUCGGACUCAUCAGGGGCCGGAUCGGGGUCGGGUUGGAGUGAAAUGACUACCCACUCGACCAGCGGCUUCGCCUCCACUGGCAAUGGUGGCAGAACCACGACGUCUCCGUCUCCGUCAGCGUCGCGACCCACCUUGGUCCCGACACUGUCGCCAAGCACUCUCAGCCCGGUGCCCAGCACAAUUGAAGCCACGACGCGCUCACCUCAACGGAUCAGCUUCCGCUAUAUCCCUGAUCAGGCUCAGCUUUGGCUGCAGAUGAACCCGCCUGUCUUAUGGUCGUCAAUCAAUGCAAGCCGUCUGGCGUUGUUUGAUACGAUGUUUAUAGUCGACGCCUCGGAUGCUCGCAACGACCCCUCGUUGACACUGGAGCUGGCCUCGACAGCCACACCACCGGUUGCAGCAACGAUUCCGACCGCACCGGGCACAACAUCAGGGGAUAAAUCCGGUGCAUCCACCCUGGGCAUUGGAAUCGGAGUGGGCGUGGGUGGAGCCCUUCUCCUGGGACUAUUGUGUAGUUUUCUGAUGCUUCGGGCACGCCGCCGCCAGGGAUACUCGCGCUCUGACUUCAAUGCGGGCUACCAACGCUUUGAGAAGGAGUGGUUGACCGCCGUGCGCGGCGCUAUGGGGGCGUCACCGAAAAUGCCACCACGUGCGGCCUCCAUCAAAACAACUUUCAAUCCUCCCGCACUAGAUUCAGUGUCACCGCAAAUGAGCUCAACGCCCAUCAAGCCCGGCCCAUGGUUGGCCCCCCCACUCAUCACCCCUGAGGCUGGGCCUACCCUCAAGGCCCCGGCGCUCGCGCUGGCGCAAGCCGAUGAGGGAUAUGUUUGGGACAACUUUGUGCAGCCGGAUCUUGACGUGGUGGCCGUGCGCGAUCACGUGACUCGCAACCCCAAUCUUCUCUCCUUCCAUGCCGGGGAGCAGUUGCGUGUCACACAGCGCUCGCGCUAUGCUGGGUUUGUUUAUGCAACCAAUGCGGCCGGACACAGCGGGCUCGUGGCCCAACACUUUUUGGACCGCGAUAUCGGCGAUCUCCUCUCGUUUGACGUUCACGUUUAG
This is a messenger RNA of Monosiga brevicollis MX1, 1260 nucleotides long. RefSeq lists its product as uncharacterized. The transcript has 3 exons. Lineage: Eukaryota; Choanoflagellata; Craspedida; Salpingoecidae. The record is from RefSeq and is a predicted model, not a curated record. Gene Ontology annotation, molecular function: protein binding. Bases 1 to 1260 code for a protein of 419 amino acids.